AAACCAAAGACUACGGAAGCGCGCUCGGUUUAAGCAUUCAAACUGAAGCUAAUCAUCCAUUUGACUGCAUCAGAUAAAUACGCAACUUAAGCGGUGAAUCGGUAACAUUAGUUGCACUAAAACUGCAACGACGAAAGAGUGUGAAAAUGUUUGCAAGAACCAAUGCACAGUACGUGGAGGAAGAAGACCAUAGUCGUCGACGACUAGAAGAUCUUUGGCUGCAGCCAUAUGUUGUGUUACGCAGGGUUGACAUUCGUGAAGCUAUUCGUCCUAAGCAUCAGGAGCCAGAGUGGACGUGCAUCAAAGAGGAAGAUGUGGGCAAAGAGGUCGACCACAUGAAUGAACAAAUGGUGCAGAAGAUUCUUUGCACUGUAAAAGAGGAGGAAGAGCCAGAGCGGGCUCGUAUUAAAGAGGAAGAUGUGGGCAAAGAGGUCCACCACUUAAAUGAACAAAUGGUGCCCACGUUACUUUGCACCAUAAAAGAGGAGGAAGAGCCGGAGCGGCCUUGUAUUAAAGAGGAGGGAGAAGACUCCUGCAACAUUAAAGAGGAGGAGGAGGAUACCUUCAGGAUGCCAUCGACUGAUGUUACUGUGAAGAGUUUAGAUGAGGGUCAACAUGAGGUGAUCAAAGGGGUGGUGCCGCCAAGCUGCACCUCAAGUCAACAAAUGACCAGAGAAAGUGAUGGAGACCACUGUGGAGGAUCACAAGUAGCUCCACCAUCAGAUAGUAAUGACGUCACGAAAAACUAUUCCUGCUCAGAUUGUGGCCAAAAUUUCUCUCGGCGGGAACAUUUAAAAAUGCACACAAGAACCCACACUGGUGAGAAACCCUUUUCAUGCUCAGUUUGUGGGAAAAGAUUUGCUCAAAGUGGAAGUUUAAAAACGCACACGAGAACCCACACGGGUGAGAAACCUUUUUCAUGCUCAGAUUGUGGCCAAAAAUUCACUCGAAGUGGUCGUUUAAAAUUUCACGCAAGUGUCCACACUGGUGAGAAACCUUUUUUAUGCUCAGUUUGUGGCCGAUUAUUCGCUCGGAAGGAAUACUUGAAAAAGCACACAAGAAUUCACACCGGCGAGAAACCUUUUUCAUGCUCAGUUUGUGGGCAAAGAUUCGCUGACAGGGGACAUUUGAAAUCACACUCAAGAAUCCACACUGGAGAGAAACCUUUUUCAUGCUCAGUUUGUGGCCAAAGAUUCCGUCGGAAGGAAACCUUAAAAAGGCACACGAGAACCCAUACUGGCGAGAAACCUUUUUCAUGCUCAGAUUGUGGCCAAAAAUUUGCUCGAAGGGAUCAUUUAGAAUUUCACACAAGUAGCCACAUUGUUGAGAAACCUUUUUCAUGCUGAAUUUGUGGCCAAACAUUCUCUCAGGUGGGACAUUUAACAACACACGCAAAAAUUCACACUGGAGAGACCUUUUUCAUGCUCUGUGGCCAAAUAUGUCAGAGCGUGGACAUUUAAAAAGGCACACAAGAAUCCACACUGGUGAGAAACAUUUUCCAUGCUCAGUUUGUGGCCAAAAAUGGUCUCGGAGGGGAACUCAUUACACUUCAUACAAGAUUUGUAGCAAAGCAAAGAUUAAAAAGUCAUAAGAACUGAACUCUUUUCCUUCACCACAGUGAGAAGUUCAUAUUUUCGUCGUAAUAAAUUUGACGAGUUAACCGGCGCCGGGAUGAUAAUAGUUUUGUAAUUUUCAUUCUACUUGAUGUUUAUUUUGUUUUUAGUUGUGGAUUUUAACUGUAAUUCCUUUCAGGGCAAGUUGCUUAGUUUCUAUGAGUGUUUAGGGUUUUGUUAACCUUUUUAUGUUCAGGUUUUUGCCCCCAUAUUUUGCAGUGAAAAUACAUGAAGCAAUUUGUGUAGAAAUGCUGAAUGAAAAAAUGAAAUAAAAUGUGAAUUAUUCAGAAUGUACGUGUGGGGUACUAUAUUAAGAAGCAGACCGAGGCACUGACAAUUCUUCACAGAUGACAACUUUUUGCCAAUGUUGUGAAUUUUUAUUCUGGUAUCAUGCAAUGUAUAUUUCACUAGUAAGCCUAAGUGUGACCGGGUCAUGUUCGGGUCAGCUUCGUGCGGGAUUGUUUGGGGCUUGGUCCAGGAAUGUAGGCUCAUUGGCACCAGACACAUCUGGUUUCCAUUAACAACUGCUAAGAUAUGCACCGUGUAGAGUUAGGGAGGCUGACUGGGGGGCCAUAGAUCAUCCAACAGCCCCGUGUGUGCGGGGGUGUAAGUUUUAGGGCGAGAGUAGACAAAUGGACUCGACAUCUUGGCUAGGGGGCGAGACACUUCUCUCUGACAUGGGUUGAAUAAAAUCUUUCCCCAAUCA
This is a messenger RNA of Syngnathus typhle (broad-nosed pipefish), 2319 nucleotides long. RefSeq names its product oocyte zinc finger protein XlCOF6.1-like. The record is from RefSeq and is a predicted model, not a curated record. The transcript has 3 exons. Gene Ontology annotation, molecular function: DNA-binding transcription factor activity, RNA polymerase II-specific; RNA polymerase II cis-regulatory region sequence-specific DNA binding. The coding region runs from base 147 to 1346 and encodes 399 amino acids. Gene Ontology annotation, biological process: central nervous system development; regulation of transcription by RNA polymerase II. Gene Ontology annotation, cellular component: nucleus. NCBI's taxonomy places the organism in Eukaryota, Metazoa, Chordata, Actinopteri, Syngnathiformes, Syngnathidae.